Messenger RNA from Salmo salar (Atlantic salmon), 3917 nucleotides. Its product is annotated as lactadherin. NCBI's taxonomy places the organism in Eukaryota, Metazoa, Chordata, Actinopteri, Salmoniformes, Salmonidae. Gene Ontology annotation, molecular function: calcium ion binding; signaling receptor activity. The record is from RefSeq and is a predicted model, not a curated record. Gene Ontology annotation, cellular component: plasma membrane.
AAUUUAGAACCCGCCUACUUUCCUUGUCAAUCUCAGCCGGGAAACUAGCGGUAUCGCUGUACUAGGUUAUGCAUCUGGUCUACUCUCGGAAAGAGUGGGGAAUUCUCGAGAAAUCAACAUGAAACGUCAUGGGUUUUUGUGCCCUUUGACAUUUAUUUGCGCUUGUGUCCUUAUCGCUGCCGUCUGCUCAGUGAAAGGUGACUACUGUGAAGUGAAUCUCUGCCAUAACGGAGGGACGUGUGUGACCGGGGUGGGGGAGGACCCAUUCAUCUGUAUCUGUGCUGAUGCUUUUACUGGAGACACCUGCCACCUCAAUGAGACUGGUCCCUGCAUUCCCAACCCCUGCAGGAAUGAUGGGUCGUGUGAGGUCAUCACUCCGACCAGACGAGGAGACGUGUUCAGCGAGUACGUGUGUAAAUGCCAGCCUGGCUUCGAGGGCGUGCACUGCCAAAUCAAUGUGAAUGACUGUGAGAAGCAGCCAUGUAAGAACGGUGGGAUGUGUCGAGAUCUGGAUGGUGACUACACCUGCCUGUGCCCUUCACCCUACGUUGGAAAGCAAUGCCAGCUCCGUUGUAUCUCUCUGAUGGGGAUGGAGGGAGGAGAAAUCGUAGAGUCUCAGAUCUCGGCCUCCUCUGUACACUAUGGCAUUAUGGGUCUUCAGCGCUGGGGUCCAGAACUGGCCCGGCUCAACAACCAGGGCAUGGUCAACGCCUGGACCGCAGCCAACCAUGACAAGAACCCCUGGAUGGAGAUCAACAUGCAAAAGAAGAUGCGCCUAACUGGCAUCAUCACCCAGGGUGCCAGUCGAAUGGGCAUAGCUGAGUACAUUAAGGUCUUUAAAGUGUCUUCCAGCUUUGACGGUAAGACCUACACCCCCUACAGACCAGCGGGACAGAGGAAGGACAAGGUGUUUGUGGGUAACAUUGAUAAUGACAGCACCAAGACCAACCUGUUUGACCCUCCCAUCGUGGCCCAGUUCAUCCGCAUCAUUCCUGUGGUGUGUCGCAAGGCCUGCACCCUGCGUAUGGAGCUGGUGGGCUGUGAGCUCAAUGUAUAUUCCAACACGACAGGUUGCUCUGAGCCAAUGGGCAUGAAGUCCCGCCUUGUCUCUGAUGGACAGCUCUCGGCGUCCAGUGCCUUCCGCACCUGGGGCAUUGAUGCCUUCACAUGGCACCCACAGUUCGCCCGGCUAGACAAACAGGGCAAGACCAACGCCUGGUCCCCCGCCACAAACAACCGCUCAGAGUGGCUACAGGUGGACCUGGAGAAGACCAAGCAUCUGACAGGCAUCAUCACCCAGGGGGCAAAGGACUUUGGGGUGGUGCAGUUUGUGUCCGCCUUCAAAGUGGCCUACAGCGACGACGGACAGACCUGGAACCUGGUGAAGGAUGAGAACACCAACACAGAGAAGAUUUUCCAAGGCAACAUUGACAACAACAUGCAUAAGAAGAACCUGUUUGAGCCUCCAUUCUACGCCCGCUACCUGCGCGUUGUGCCCUGGGAGUGGCACGAGCGCAUCACCCUGCGCAUGGAGCUGCUGGGCUGUGACUUCUAGAACUGCAUUACCCAUAAUCCACCAGUGCUCCACUCAGCCCUCCACCCAGUCUCCAUACCGUACCUGUCCACACUGGAAUCAGUCACACCUUCCUCUGCACCAGGACAUAGAAAUCUAAUGUUUAGAAUGUACAUUGGGAAAAUGUGUCAGGUUCUAACGUUCCAGGAUUUUGCAUCAAUAGAAUAUGCUCCAGAUUAAGUCUGCUCUACAGCUUGUAUUUCUACAAAUAUUUUUCUGAUUUUUUUUUUUGUUUUAUUCUCCAGCUAAAACUGAUCAAUUCCAAUUGGUUUUCGAUCCUUUCCACAGUGACUGUGGCACAGUGUCAAUUCUAAAUAUAUGGGCUCUCACAUUCUCUUUGUAGAAUUAGGGUAUGUCUGAAAUGACAGCCUAUUCCCUAUGUAGUGCACAAUUGUUGACCUAUUGGCAGUACAUGUGCUGUGGUCAAAAGUAGCACAGUAUAGGGAACAUGUUGGACAAACCCUUCCCCCAGCGCUGCCAGUUCCAACACGUUCUAAACACUCACAGUUCUGUGUGAUGUCACUUUGCCAGCCGACCUAGCAGCUGUUUGUCCCGCCGUGCUCUCUGACAUUAUGUAUCCAGGGUGAAAGCCUUCUAUUUACAGCAGUGGUAUUCAGAGUCAGGGUCGCCAAAUAAAAAUAACAUCCUAUCCCAGUCGGCGUGGACUUAUCCUAGUUGGUGGCGACCUAAAAAAGGAAGAGUAGCCAACAGAUUAUUGUAUGGGACAAUUUACAUUUUUGAGAAAGAUUGGUUCUCUUCAUUUUUAUAAGAGAGAUGAAAAGACAAUGAAUUGAAGGUUAUUUGUUGAUGUAAAAAUCUAAACUUAGAGAUUUGAAGGUUGUGUUUUUAGAUUUGGGUUGGGGUCACCAGAAAUUCUGCCGAAAAAAUGGGGUCCCUGCUGAAAAAGUUUGAAUACCACUGAUUUAACACAGGAGGUCGGUGCCACCUUAAUUGGGGAGGACGGGCUCGUAGUAAUGGCUGUCGCAGAAUUAAUGGAAUGGUAUCAAACACAUGGUUUCUAUGUGUUUGAUUCCAUUCGCUUCAUUCCAGCCAUUAUUAUGAGCUGUCUUCCCCUCAGCAGCCUCCACUGUGAUUUACAGUAAACAAAAGGCUCUGUCGAGGACCACAAAAAAGCAGCUUGCAGUCCUGAUGUGGACCCCAGACCUGGAGUUAAAGACCCCUGGUCUACCAUAAUACAGAUGGGAGUGUAUCGAAGGGAGAGUAGACACAUCAGCUGGUCGAUAUGAGCACUUAGUAGUAUAUUGAAGCAGGGCCUGUGUGCAAUAUACUUUUGGGGAAAUAGCUGGACAUAAUAAAUUAACAAAUUUGUUAAAUGACAAUGGAAUUAUUGUACUGUAUUUUACCUAUACUGUAUAUUAAUUAAAGGAAGGACAUUGGUUUUUAAAGUGAAACUAAAAGCUGCAAAGGAUUGUUCAGUAUGAUGGUGUACCUUUCACACUUGAUCCAUGCAAAGGAUUGUUCAGUAUGAUGGUGUACCUUUCACACUUGAUCCAUGCAAAGGAUUGUUCAGUAUGAUGGUGUACCUUUCACACUUGAUCCAUGACUUAAGUUUUUUUUCCAAUUUAGCAGAUUUGUUUAUGUUCUAAUAAUAAUCUUGCAUUCCAAGUGGGCCUAUAACAGUUUUUUUCCAUAAUUUAUUAGCAGAAAUGAAAUCAUACAGACAAGAGACGACUAGAAAUGAUUGAGUGAGUAGAAAUUAUUAGACAAUAUGUUGUGGUUUUUAAUUCUUUUUUUAAAGAAAUCAAUUAUGUUGGUCUUCAACAGACAUCAUUAAUUUAAAAAAAGCUGAAAAACAUUGUGUUAAACAUUUUGAUUGAAAAUAAUGUUCAUUACAUAAGACAUUGCACGGGUAGACAUUGAUGUCAGUCAACUUAGAAGUAUAAAAAGAAGUGUCCCUUUGUAAUUUCACCCUUCUGCCUAACUCUCAGUGACAGGCAGAUUCUCUCUCUCUCUCUCUCAUUUCUCUUUGUCCCUCUACUACUUCCUACUACUUCCCCCCUUCUCAUUUUCUCUCCCUCCCACUGUUUCUUCCUCUUCAAUUUGUGUCCAUGCCGCUGCCAGGACGUUACAGAGCAGAACUUUGUGUUCCCCCUAGUUCUGCAGUGGAGCCCCAUUCUCCUGCCUGACCUGUCUGAUCAUACUGUCAGGACGGGCGUGUCGUGUAUAGCAGAACAGAAAAAAGUUGUGGGACCUGAAUAUUAAGUGACAUCAUGGGGGCUUGUUUAUGGGGCUGUGUGUGUUAGUGCAUACAAUCUGAAUUGCUUUUAUAAAAUAAACAGAUACUCUUAAACUUCAUAGUUGCAAUAAACGUGUUUACAGCCAA